UCCAUCGCUAUUUAAAGCCACCCUCCACUGGUGCAUUGCAAGCACGAGAAGGGAGAUCAAAGAAAGCAACAAGAAAGAAAGGGCCAUUGGAGGGGAGGAAGCAAUGGAACAAGGACAGGAGCUGCCUUCUUCUUCGUCUUGCUUGUCCUUCCUGAGGCAGUGCAGGAUCUGCCAUGAGGAGGAGGACGAGGGGAGUGCAACCAUGGAUUCGCCUUGUGGAUGCUCUGGUUCUCUCAAGUAUGCUCACAGGGGAUGUGUGCAGAGAUGGUGUGAUGAGAAGGGGAGCACCCUCUGUGAGAUCUGCCUUCAGAAUUUCGAGCCAGGCUACACGAUGCCUCCAAAGAAAACUCCGGUGGCUGAAAUUGCAGUCAUUAUCAGUGAGGUCUUCCCUGAGGUGCAGCAUGAACAUGACAACAUGCAAUCUGAAGAAUCUUAUGAGAGUUUGAUCCACGGCGCAGAUUACAUCGAAUCCCCCUGCCCUGCGGAUCGAGGUGCCACAUGGUGCCGGUCACUGACGAUAACGUUCACCAUUAUCCUGUUGGUGUGGCAUCUGGUUGCAGUGGUGAUGGUUGAAGAAGCAGAUCACUGCACGUUCAGUCUCCUGACAAUAUACUUACUUCGGGCCGCUGGUAUCUUGCUGCCAUUCUAUGUUGCCACGCGCCUGAUUCGCAUGAUCCAGAGGGGGCAGCGGCAAUAUCGGCUGCAGCUGCUGGAGGACCAAAGAAGAAAUGCAUCAACCGUGAAUAAUAUGCAUGGCCAGGAGCAGCAGCAGCUAGUAAUAAAUAUUCAUUGAGGAAGCGAAUUUAAAUGAUCAUCCUAUAGAAGAUUGCACUUCCAUACAUUGUGUAUCGCAGGGGAAAAUGUUCAACAGAACAUCAUUUGUAAACUUCCAGUAUAUAUACAGAUAGUGCAGUGAAAGCAGCCCUGUUUUAUGGGCACCUUAAGUAUGAA
Molecule: messenger RNA, 951 nt
Organism: Phragmites australis (common reed)
Lineage: Eukaryota; Viridiplantae; Streptophyta; Magnoliopsida; Poales; Poaceae
Exons: 7
Coding region: 104-793 (229 amino acids)
Biological process (GO): protein ubiquitination
Cellular component (GO): membrane
Molecular function (GO): ubiquitin-protein transferase activity; zinc ion binding
Source: RefSeq, a predicted model, not a curated record